Papaver somniferum (opium poppy) is the source of this 1401-nucleotide messenger RNA. RefSeq lists its product as uncharacterized. Lineage: Eukaryota; Viridiplantae; Streptophyta; Magnoliopsida; Ranunculales; Papaveraceae. Bases 1 to 1401 code for a protein of 466 amino acids. The transcript is spliced from 3 exons. The record is from RefSeq and is a predicted model, not a curated record.
AUGUUUCUUAUAGAUGCAUCAGCCCCGCCGUCGGAUUUAGACGCCUCUACCGUUCUUCAACUGGAUGCUCUCUGCCGCCAAUGGAUGUUUUCCACCAUGGCCAAAGUUUUGAUGCUUACUGUUCUCAAAUCCGGAAACACAGCGAAAAAAAUUUGGGAUCAUCUUCAACAUCUUUUCCAAGACAACAAAGGUAGUCGUGCCGCAACGCUUGAGAGUAAGUUUGUAAAUCUCAAAUUUAUUGAUUGCAUUGAUGUUGAUGAUUACUGUGAUAAGCUAAAGGCACUUGCAAGCCGAUUAAGUGACCUUGAUUUUUCCAUGAAUGAUAAACGAUUGGUAAUCCAACUUGUCAAUGGACUUCCGGAGGAGUAUAAUACCGAUGCUUCGUUUAUUCAACAAUCCAUGCCAUCGUCUGACGCCACUCGGUCUCAAUUACGCACCGAAGAAAUUCGACGUGAACAACAAUCGAAUUCCGGCUCUCAUACUGCCCUUGCUGCUGCAAAACUCGAUCUCCAUUCACCUGUUGCUGCUGACCCUCGUCGUCGUGAACAAAAACUGGUGACGCCUGAGCGAUACCCAACUGCCCCAAGCCCACACUAUGCUGUCCCAACUGAUGACCAGCCCAGCUUCACUAUGGUCCGAGAGGCACCUCUCUUGCCAACCCCAGCAGGCCCAAGACACUCAUACCCAUCUCCUCAACCGUACCCAUCAGCUCGCAGCAACUGGAGUCCUCACUGGGCCUCUCCACCGAGCCCGUACCCCACUGCACCAAGCCCACAUUAUGCUGCCCCUUACUGGGCUUCUCAACACACAGCUUCUGGACGUGGCCGUGGUCGCCAACACCGUGGCCGUGGCCGUGGUCGCGGUCGCAGCACCUUGCCAGCCCGUUCACCGCAAGCUUUCCUCACUCCCACCACUGAAUACCUACAGCCGACGGACAUUGCCGAGGCCUAUAGUUCCAUGAGCCUCCACACGCCGGAUGAUGCUUUCUACAUGGACACGGGUGCAACAUCACAUAUAACGUCCGAUCCAGGUACUUUACAAAAUGUCUCUCACUCUAGCAGUAUUCGUUCUAUCGUGGUAGGAAACGGCAAUAGCAUUCCAGUCUCUGCUAGCGGCUCUAAGCUUCUAAAUCUUCCAUCCCAUCUUCUUGUCCUCAACGAUACUCUUGACUUGAGUUCGAGGAAGACUAUCCUACGAUGUGCUAGUUCUGGGGAGCUCUAUCCUAUAACCACUUCUGUCGUGUCUGCUUCAUCUUCGUCAUCUAAGCACAACCUUUCUCUUGCCGUAUGUUCACCUGACAUUUGGCAUCGUCUCUUUGGUCAUCUUGGCAAGGCUGUUUUAGAUACCUUACGCUCUCAGUUUUUCAUUCAAUUGAUUUAUGGACGUCACCGUUUAACAUAG